AAGCCCUCCGCCAAAUCCGACUCGCGACCUCAUAUUACCCAAAGCGCCUUUAUGAGGCUUUACCCAAAAAUCGCCCACCUAAACGCCCACGUAGUUAGGCUUCAGUCUUCCGUAUCAAAUGGAUCAAAUAGAAACCCCCCGCCUGUUGCUCACGCAGCUCACAGAGGAUAACCUAGACGACUUCCACGCCAUCUGGUCGAGUCCAGAGGCCACCCGAUGGAGCUCCCGCGGAUGCCUCAAAACAAUUGAAGAAAGCAAAGAGCAGAUGAAAGGCCUCCUAGUCUCCAACAACCCCCACGGCUUAAACUACGCCGUCUUCCUCCGCCCUACCUCCACCGCCCCCAGCCCAACCACCCGCAUGAUCGGCAUCGUAGGCGUCUUCCGCCUCACCCCCAUUGUCGAGCUAGGGUACACCUUCCACCCGUCAUUCUGGGGCAAGGGCUACGCUACAGAGUCUGUGGGGGCUUUUGUAAGUCGCUUUUGGGAACUGCGCCCGACGAUCCGGAUUAUGACCGCGAAGACGGAUACGGAGAAUUGGGAGAGUAGGAGGGUGCUGGGGAAGUGCGGGUUUAAGGAAGUAGGGCAAGAGGAGGGGAUCGUGUUGCCGGCGCUUGGGGUGGGGAGGAGGGAGGCGGUGGUUUUUGAGGUGUGUGCUCCUCGGGCAGAGGCUACGCUACAGAAUCCGUAGAUGCGUUGCGUUCAUAAAGCGGUUUUGGGAAUUGCGGCCUACGAUAAGGAUGAUGACGGCGAAGAUGGAUACGGAG
This is a messenger RNA of Pseudogymnoascus verrucosus, 764 nucleotides long. RefSeq lists its product as uncharacterized. The transcript is spliced from 2 exons. Gene Ontology annotation, molecular function: acyltransferase activity, transferring groups other than amino-acyl groups. NCBI's taxonomy places the organism in Eukaryota, Fungi, Ascomycota, Leotiomycetes, Thelebolales, Thelebolaceae. Bases 119 to 688 code for a protein of 189 amino acids. The record is from RefSeq and is a predicted model, not a curated record.